Messenger RNA from Pseudophryne corroboree (corroboree frog), 3000 nucleotides. Its product is annotated as microsomal triglyceride transfer protein-like. The record is from RefSeq and is a predicted model, not a curated record. NCBI's taxonomy places the organism in Eukaryota, Metazoa, Chordata, Amphibia, Anura, Myobatrachidae. The coding region runs from base 192 to 2855 and encodes 887 amino acids. The transcript has 18 exons. Gene Ontology annotation, biological process: lipoprotein metabolic process; lipid transport. Gene Ontology annotation, molecular function: lipid binding. Gene Ontology annotation, cellular component: basolateral plasma membrane; endoplasmic reticulum; Golgi apparatus.
AGCAGUAACAACAGCAGGGGACUUCCUCUGUCUCCCGUCUCUUUCCCUGGACAGACCUCUGUGCACCUAACAUCUCUCUGGUCCUGCAUAGCAAUGGCUGCGUCUUUCAUUUAGCUACUUAGGAGAGGGCUAGUCUGUGCCAGCUUCCUCCCUGCACCCUGAGCCCUCUGGCUUCGGGAUCCCAGAGGAAUAUGUCGUAUUUACAUGCCCUCCUCUUCCUCCUCUGCUAUAUUACACAGGGAUGGUCAGGAGUGCCACUCUUCCAACCAGAAACCACUUACCAGUAUGCCUACACAGUAAAUUUAAUGGUUGCACAUGUUUCUCAACCAUCAAUGCCAAGAACCAGGCUAGAUGUUGAAGCUACUGUAGACGCCUACCUUCUGUGGAGGAACAAGAAGCAGCCAGAUGAGCAGCUAAUAUAUUUACAGAUGAAAGAUAUUAAUGUUUACAAUAAAGCAACACGUCAAAUUCCUGGCAAAAAAGAGGAUUUAACCACCAAACAUCUGAAAGACGCUAAGAAUAAGAGCAGCUUGGAAUUCCCUGUUCUCUUUCACUGGAAUGCUGGCAAGGUGUUGAGCUUGUACAGCACAGGCGAGAAGGAUAGCCAAGUUCUGGAUUUAAAGAGGGGACUUGUCAGUCUGUUUCAGUUUCAGCCUCUUAAUGGGACUCGUAUAGAGGACGAUGUUUCAGGGAGGUGUCAAGUAACUUACAAUGUAUCCAAUGAUUUCAUCAAUAAGACAAAAGACUUGAACAGCUGCAUGAACUCUCCAUUUGGCUAUGAAGCGGAUCACAAGGUGUUGGGUGUUUCCUGGAAUUCCAGCAGCAGAGGAUAUAUGUCUCUUAAUGGAACCACAUUCAAAAAAGCUCUCUUAGAAGAAAACCAUAACUUGUCGGCAAGACUGAGAUCUGUCCUUGGGGUUCACAUCACUUCUAGACAACAAUUAGAAUAUAUAUCUUCCACACCUGGCCCUCCAGAGAUUGAUGGAGAGAGUAUUGAGAAGAUACUAGGAGACCUGCCUGAGAAAUACCAGAAGGAGGAACUUCUGAGCCAUCCUAAUAAACCUUCUGCGGAUAAGCCUCAUCCUCUGCUUAAAAAAUAUUUAGAGAUUUCCAGAAGAAAAGCGAGUAAACUGACCACGUCCAAGACGUCAACAGUCAGACACUUCCAGACCGCUGUGAGUAUAAUACGGCACGCCAAGAAGAGAGAUGUUCUACAGCUCUUACAAACGGCUUCUUCUGAUCUAGCGCCAUUCUUCAUCGAUGCAGCUGUAGCAGCGCAGUCUCCAGCUUCCAUAGCAGCCCUGUCUGAUUUCCUCGAUUUUGCCAAAAAGAAACAGGUUCAGUUGCAAGAAAAAUUUCUGCACUCUGCAGCGUUCGCACCGCACCCUUCAGUGGAACUUUUGAACCUUGUACUGAGGAAACUCAUGGGGAAAGUUGCAGAUGCUGCUAUUAUGGAGACAGGAAUUGUGAUCACUGGAGCAAUUGUUGGCAAGUUGUGUAGGAUGGAGUUUUGUGAAGAAAAGGAUGUUGAACUUGCAAAGGCCACAAUUCUGGAAGGCCUGAAUAAUGCAGAAGAUGAGACGGAGAUGAAAAUAUACCUGCUCUCUUUGAAGAAUGCUCAGCUGCCUGAAACUAUCCCCAUUCUUGUUCAGUAUGCAGAGGAGCACACAGGAGUAGUGUGCAGCACAGCACUAUCUGCUCUGCAAAGCUUCCCAGCAGAGAUUUUUUCUACUGAGGAAGUAAAGGACACCUUGAGAUGUAUUUUUCAUCAAACGCACCAACAGUAUGAUAACAAGUGUCGGCUUAUGGCAGCAGAGACUCUCUUGUCUGCUAAUUGUUCUCUGGUGGACCUCAACAGCAUAUCAGCAGGCCUGAAGUUUAUGGACACUGAACAUUCUAAGUUGCUGCUUUCCAAAGUGUGCAACAAACUGAGACUCCAGCACAUAAUGAGACUUGAAGGGAGCCUACUGAAAGAUAAAUUCCUAAAUAAUUAUUGGACAAUGUCACAAGCUGGCAGAUCCACUGUGUUUUCUGGACUUUUAACUGACACGAAUGAGAUGCUCUCCACCUAUGGUCUGGACCUUUUGUUCUCAGAAUCUGGGCUUCUGAAGCGAAGUAUAUCUGAUAUCACACUUUAUGAUCACAGCAAUCAUCUUAAAGCAAUGCAGGUAUCUAUUGACGCUCAAGGCCUGGAAUCUCUUAUGGGAGAUGAUGAAGCGGAAGAUGGAGAAGAUGAAGCAAUGGUUGGGAUGUCCGCUAUAUUGUUUGAUGUCCAGCUGCGUCCAGUGGUGUUUUUCCAAGGCUACAUGGAUCUAAUGACUAAAGUAUUUUCAAGCACUGGAGAACCCAAGCAUGUGGUGAAAGGAAACAUACUGUUUGUUGAGUAUCUGCAGUGGUUACCAUUGCAAUCUGGGCUGCAUGCCACUUCCCAGUAUCAGGGUGCUCUUGGACUAGAUAUUACCGCCAACAUUGAUGUCAGCAUUUGGGACCAGCAAUCAAAAACUAACAUCAAUACCAAAGCCGGCAUUGUUUUAGAAUUUAAGACAGAAAUCGAUACCUCUUUCUUCCACGCAGACAUGAAGGCACAGAUUGAUGCACAGACCUCUGUAAAUUUGGACUCGGUUAUGAAAUUUACAGGCUCUCCAAUGUUGAUGUGCCUUGAGCUGCGGCAUGAUGAUCUACCUUACAGAGAAACCUAUAUAAUAACAGAGUCAUUUCCAGAGAUGAACGCAACACAUACAGUUCAGAAAGGAAGAAAAGCUACACUGUGGGGCCGAGAUUUUCCUUUUCACAACUCAAACUCUGAAAUGUGUAGGACAUUGAAGGUUGAGGAGGAUACAAGCACCAUUCUCUAGCAGCAGCAGGGUGACUGAUCAAUGCAUCUAUUACAGCUCUUUGCUGUGCUAUACUAAUUACCAGAGCUGUGGACAGGACUGGUAACACAACAGCAGGAUGAUUUUGUAAUUUGAGCAGGUCAAUAAAAUCAAUUUUGAAGGGAAA